AAUGGCAACCUUGUUUCUUAGAGCAAGUUUUCCUUUUGCUCGGUGCAGUUUGAGUGAAUCACCCGAAGUGUUCGGACAGAGAACCACGUAUCUCCGUUUUUCGCUUAUUUCUGCAAAGUUUUUUCGCGAGCAACCUCUCAAUAACUAACAUCAAAAUGUACGGCAAUCAACAACCAUCGGGUGGAUUCCGUGGAGGAAUGGGCAAUGGUGGCCGUCUGGGCGGUGGAAACGGCGGAGGUUUCCGCGGUGGAGAUCGCUCUAUGGGAGGUCCGCGUGGCGGAAUGGGUGGUGGCAACUUCGGUGGCAAUCGUGGCUCAUUUGACCGUCAGGCCAAUAACGGAGCUACCCUGCGAACACUGCAGUGGAACAGCUCCGACUUGCCUCCGUUUGAGAAGAACUUCUACAAGCCAUCAGAUCAAAUGCAGGGUAUGUCCGAUACGGAGAUUACGCGGUAUCUGACCGAUCUGGAGAUAACAGUUAAAGGCAAAAAUGUACCACGUCCUAGCAUGAGCUUCGAAGACGGUGGUUUGCCCGAAACUAUUAUGGAUGAAGUCUUGAAGCAAGGUUUCGCGAAACCGACCGCGAUUCAAGCGCAAGGAAUGCCAAUUGCACUAACUGGACGUGAUAUGGUCGGUAUUGCUCAGACCGGUUCUGGUAAAACUCUCGCUUACAUUGUUCCGGCGUUGGUGCAUAUUAUGCAUCAGGAUAAAGUACGACGUGGCGACGGACCAAUUGCUCUAAUAUUGGCCCCAACUCGGGAGCUGGCCCAGCAGAUUCAGCAGGUUGCUAAUGACUUUGGACAUCGCAUGAAUGCUAAUAAUACAUGUGUUUUUGGAGGAGCCCCCAAAGGGCCGCAGAUCCGUGAUCUGGAGAGAGGUGCAGAAAUUGUUAUUGCCACGCCGGGACGUUUGAUUGAUUUCCUCGAACGAGGAAUCACUAAUUUGCGUCGAUGCACUUAUCUUGUUCUUGACGAAGCCGAUCGCAUGCUGGACAUGGGCUUCGAGCCUCAAAUACGAAAAAUCAUGGGACAGAUUCGCCCAGAUCGUCAAGUAUUAAUGUGGUCCGCUACAUGGCCCAAAGAGGUUCGUAAUUUGGCGGAGGAAUUUUUGUCUGAAUAUAUCCAGAUAAACAUUGGAUCGCUGAAUCUUUCGGCCAAUCACAACAUUUUGCAAAUUGUGGAUGUUUGUGAAGACUAUGAGAAAGAUCAAAAGUUACUAAAACUACUAACAGAAAUAUCAGCAGAGAAUGAAACCAAGACGAUUGUGUUCGUCGAAACCAAACGUCGCGUGGAUGAUAUCACGCGUAACAUAAACCGAAACGGAUGGAGGGCCGUUUCAAUCCACGGUGACAAAUCCCAACAGGAACGUGAUUACGUCCUAAAUGGGUUCCGAAACGGACGCCAAGGCAUCUUGGUGGCCACCGACGUCGCCGCCCGUGGGCUCGAUGUCGAAGACGUAAAGUUUGUAAUUAAUUACGACUAUCCGUCGAAUUCCGAAGAUUAUGUCCAUCGUAUUGGUAGAACUGGACGUUCUAACAAUACUGGAACAGCGUACACGUUGUUCACUAACGCCAACGCCAACAAAGCUGGAGACCUGAUCAAUGUACUGCGGGAGGCAAAUCAGGUGAUUAACCCAAAACUAGUAGAAAUGUCCAAGUCGGGCAUGAAUGGUCGCGGUGGACGCAACCGAUACGGUAAUCGUUUCGGUGGACAGCAAAAUCGGCCACCACGUGACGGAGGCUAUGGCGGACAGCGUAACGAUGGAGGAAACCGUUUCGGUAAUCGUGAUGGGGGUAAUAAGUUCGGUGGUGGGCCUCGGCGGGACGCUGGCGGGGACAAAUUUGGCUCAAAACCGAAUCAAAAUGGAGGUGGCUUCCCGUCACGGGACCAAGGAAGUCGAAUUCCCAAUGGAUCCGGCCCACCACGACAGAACCGUUUUUCCGCACCUUCGGGAGCCCCGCAAUCUUUCUCUGCCGCUGGAAAUGUGGCUGUCAACGGAUAUAAUAAGGGAAUCUAUCAGGGUACUACAGCUGCCCCGAGUACUGGCGCCGCGCCUGCUACCAACAGUUACACAGCCUACAAACCUUACAGUACUGCACCACCAAGCCAACCUGCAGCCUCUUCUUUUGGUGGAUAUCCUAGAAGCACAGCAGCGAUUCCCUCUUCGUACCAGUUUACUUCCUUGCCACAGGGCAGUCAGUCCUUUGCGUUCCCCCCACCUGUAGCGAUUAACUAAAUCUCUUUACCCCUUUUCACUUACAUUUUACAUUCUCAUUAAUUUUUAUAGACAUCAUCUAACCUAUAGAAGAGACACUGAUUGAUUUAGUAAUUUUAACGGUAAGAGUGAUACAAGUGAAUAGGAAUUAGGAUAAGUAACGUCAUAAUUAUUUAAACACUUGUUGGCAGCAUAAACAAUUACUGCAUUGUAACAAAACUAAGAAAUGAAAAAAUAACAAAUUUUCACAUUCGAAUUAUAAUGUAUCCUUUUUCCCUAGUUUCGUAGUAUUCUCAAUACGAUACGAUGGAUUAUUUAAAUGUGAUAUUUUAACACAUAGCCCAAGUUACAACAAAAAUAUUAAAUUUCACAGGAUUCAUUCUCUAAUUUAUUAUUUACAUACUGAGCGGAGGCUGUUCACCGUGUUGUAAAACAUGGAAAAUAUCUACUGUGAAUUUAAUAGAUGUAUGAUGUGAAUCGUAAGUGAAGGUUGAAAGUGUGAAUCUAUCAAACAAAUUAAAUUUAAAAACAAUACAAAUGCAAAACAGCCAAAAUAUGCCAGCAAUGACACUAGCGGAUUGUUGUAAAAAGGCUAGGGUGUAUGUGUCUUUUUGGACCUUUGAAAUAAAACGGAUGGUUUUGGCGAACUCUUUUAAAGAAACAGAUUACAACUACAGUGUUUUAAUUGCACAUGAUACCAUAUAAUAGUUGGUGUAUUAGCUGGCGCAAUAGUACUAACCAUUUCCUUUUCCAGCACCUAAAAUAACUAUAGUGUUGUCACUAACAGCUUCAAUAUAUGUAAUUUAUUUUACCAGAAUUUCGUUUUGGUGAAAUGAAAGUCGAUAUUUGGAGUAGUUACAGAACAAUAAAAUAAAAAAGCAAGAA
Molecule: messenger RNA, 3098 nt
Organism: Wyeomyia smithii (pitcher-plant mosquito)
Lineage: Eukaryota; Metazoa; Arthropoda; Insecta; Diptera; Culicidae
Exons: 4
Coding region: 156-2234 (692 amino acids)
Cellular component (GO): ribonucleoprotein complex; cytoplasm; nucleus
Molecular function (GO): RNA helicase activity; RNA binding; ATP binding
Source: RefSeq, a predicted model, not a curated record